Molecule: messenger RNA, 560 nt
Organism: Archocentrus centrarchus (flier cichlid)
Lineage: Eukaryota; Metazoa; Chordata; Actinopteri; Cichliformes; Cichlidae
Gene: rpl27a
Product: ribosomal protein L27a
Exons: 5
Coding region: 64-510 (148 amino acids)
Biological process (GO): translation
Cellular component (GO): ribosome; cytosolic large ribosomal subunit
Molecular function (GO): structural constituent of ribosome
Source: RefSeq, a predicted model, not a curated record
GGCAAGUCUCGCACAAAAUCGCGUAGUUUCCAAAUCCCGUUCCUCUUUCAACCAGCCUCCAAGAUGCCUACCAAGAAGUCAAAGACCAGGAAACUCCGAGGACAUGUCAGCCACGGACACGGUCGCGUUGGCAAACACAGAAAGCAUCCUGGAGGUCGUGGCAAUGCUGGUGGCAUGCACCACCACAGAAUCAACUUCGACAAAUACCAUCCAGGGUACUUUGGUAAGGUGGGCAUGAGACAUUACCACCUGAAGAGGAAUACCUCCCACUGUCCUACCAUCAACCUGGACAAGCUGUGGACACUGGUGAGCGAGCAGACCAGGAUCAACUACAGCAAGAAGCCCGAUGGACCUGCCCCCAUCAUUGAUGCUGUGCGCGCUGGCUAUUACAAAGUGCUGGGUAAAGGCAAGCUGCCCAAGCAGCCUGUGAUCGUCAAGGCCAAGUUCUUCAGCCGACAGGCAGAGGAGAAGAUCAAGGCAGUGGGAGGAGCCUGUGUGCUGAUGGCAUAAUGAUCCUGCCGGUGUGUUUUUGCAAGAAUAAACUGUAUAAAUGGAAACUA